AAUGUAGGCCAUGAUGCGGCACUGGUUUCAAAAUACCACACAUUUCUGGAAAAAGUGAGGAUAAUAUUGUCCUUCAACUAGCAGGUUACAUGCAACAGUGAUAGUCUACAGACACUUCAGACCAGAUUAACAUGAUGGGCGCUUAAGCAACGAUUUGAUUGGUUAAUUAUGGAUAUAACUAACAUUCCCCCCAAUCGGACACCGUGUCCAGCUCCACUACUGUCGCGUUCAUAUAAUCGGCUUCUUCAAAUAGUUAUAUAAGUCGUACAUUCCGGCUGAUCUCUUCGGUUGCUAUCCUCAGCAGAACUGUUAUGGCUCGUUCAUCCGGACCACAAUUGAACUGUCUUCGAAAUUUUUAUGAAACUCCAAUAGUUCAUGGGAUAGCCAUCAAAACUUAUUAUCUCUCUUUUUGGUAGGUUUAAAGCUUUAGAUGUCAUUGUUAUCCAGUCCAUUCCAGGAGGAACAUCGAUUGCACGUGUGAGGCAGAUGUAGACUCGUAUGACAUCACCUUAUCAACCACAGCAUGAAUAUAAUGUUCUCUUCCCUUUUGACGUAACCACUUUAGCUUAAUUUCUCUUUCUCUCUGAGCCAAUCGUAGUGUCGCUAAUUCCAACUAUAUCAAGGGAUCUGUUCGGUAGCCGUUUCCUUCGAAAUGGCCAUCACUAUGAGAUUCUGCAUAGUGGAGAGGCAAAUCAUAAAUCUAAUCAGUCUUAUGAUUUUUUUUUCGUAGACAUUCAUUAAUUCGUUUGCUCAAUUAUCUGGUUGUGUGCCCAAUAUAACUUUCUCCACAGGAGCAGCUGGAUUUGCAGAUACACAUAUAUGUAGCAGAACCAGGUAGAUUACCCCCUAGUUGAGGAGUCACCUUAGAUUGGGUCGAGAACGAAUUUGUUAGCGGAUAUUUAAAAGCUGUGUUGUAGAGUUUUAUUUAUUGUUGUAAGAUUACCUGAAUUUGACGACUUUAGUUAUAGAUAACCUUUUAAUGUCUCAGUAGCUGACUGGCUUCUAGUAAAUAAAUUUGGUCGUAUGUGACGAUUUUGGUUGAUUUGUUGAUCUAAAAUUCUUACAUUUUGUGAGGAAUGUCGAAUGUAAUGUUCUAUGUAUCUAUAUCUGUCCAUCAUAAUUUACAUCGAACUUAAAACAAAUGUGCGGCAAAUUUUUUUCGUUUUCUGAAAGUUUUUUUCUUUUAAAGUUAAAGCUUAUGUAACAGUUCAUUUCUUGGCACAAUAUUGUCUUUUAGAAUCCCUCAUGUAUUGACGUCUUUAGUUCUCACUUUCGUUUGUUGAAAUAAUGUCAAAAUGAAUGUGAUUUCAAUGCACUUUCUUCCUGGGGAGGAACCCAUAAACACUAAGUCGAUAGCUGACGGAAUCUUGACUCUUACAAACUAUCGACUUAUAUUUUCAACGAAAAGACCACAAAGCUCAUGGAGUAUACCCACUACUUUAGUAUGGAAAGCUGAAGCAUUUGAAAUGAUUCACAUCAAAAUCAUAACCAAAAUUGGUAUAUCUGUUACCUGGUCGUUUGUCGAUGAAAUUGCUUGUGAUUCUGGAUACGCUUAUAUUACGUCAUUAAUAGAUACACCAAGAGAUAUUGACUCUCUGUUUGCUUGUAAAUUCCGUUCAUCUUUAGAAGCGAACAUUCCAAACCAUCCAUUUCUCUUAAGUGCCUGUGAAUUGUUACAGAUUAAUGAUGUGGACAGAACAUUGGAUACAGCGUUAGUAUGUUUUGAAUUUCGUCGCAUGAACUUUGAUAAAACAUGGAAGAUAACAGAUAUUAACAACGAAUUCAAAAUUUGCUCCACGUACCCGAGACAUCAUAUUGUACCUCGAUCUAUUAGUGAUAAUGAUAUAAUUAAUAUGGCUAGUUUCCGAAGUCACAAUCGAUUUUUAACAGUUGUCUGGCGUUCUCAGGUAACUGGAGCUGUCUUACUUCGUUGCGCUCAACCUUGUGUAGGAUUAAUGUGUUCCAGAAAUGAGUAUGACGAGAAAUUCCUACGAACUGUUCUUGCUUGUUGUCCAAAGAAACCUGUUUCAGAUCCUAACAAAGAUACUCAUCGUUUGAUGAUUGUGGAUGCUAGAAGUCGUAGCAGUGCACAAUUCAAUCGAAUACGUGGUGGUGGUUUUGAAUAUCCAGAAUAUUAUGAUCAGGCAGAAGUUGUUUUUAUGGAUUUACCUAAUCUACAUACUGUCCGUUCAAAUUUUGAAGCCCUAACUAAUCUGUUCGCUGGCAAAUGUCCUAAUUGGUUUUCUUCAUUAGAAAAAUCAUCAUGGUUAAACAAUAUUGGUCAGCUUUUAAAAACUGCCACAGAAAUUGCUAUCGCAUUAGAAGAAAAUGCUCGUCCGGUUAUGGUUCAUUGCACAGAUGGUUGGGAUCGAACACCUCAAAUAAGUUCCUUAGCCCAAUUGUUAGCAGAUCCAUUUUAUCGAACAAUUCAGGGUUUCAAUAUUCUUGUUGAACGUGAAUGGCUACAAUUCGGUCACAAGUUUUCUGAUCGAAGUGGACAUGCUUCACCCUCAUUAAACAUAAAUGAACAAAGUCCAAUAUUUUUACAAUGGCUUGAUUGUGUCCAUCAAAUUCGCAACCAGUUUCCCCAUUGUUUUGAAUUUAACGAAUCAUUUCUGCUAAAACUUGGCUUACAUAUCUGUUCAAACUUAUUUGGUACAUUUCUUUGUAAUUCUGAAAAAGAACGUCAAAAUGCUUCAGUCGCCAGUCGAACCUGUUCAUUGUGGGGGUUAUUAUCCUCAAAAUAUAAUUGGACAAUCGUAAAUUACUUUUAUGAGCCAGAAGCGGAGCAUCUUCUUCAACCGGAUUGUCAAGUUCGUUCACUUAGUCUUUGGAGUGCUUUUUAUGGUAUUGCUUUGUCUACAAGUAAAGUAAAUCCCACCCUAGAUAUUCCUCAAGAUGUAAUUGAAGCAACACCAAAUACUGCUCAUUCAGUUACAAAUUCAACUAUUUCAUCUACCAAACAUAAAUCUCUUUCAUCCAUCGAUCCAGCACCUCACAAAACUAAUUCCACUUCAAAUAUCAACUACGAAAAAUUGUCUCAGCCUACAGCUAACCUGUUAGGUGAUGACCAUCCUUCUGAUUCAACAAAGAUAACGGUACCAAAUUUAAAAAUUGAUACCUCUGAGGAAGUGAAUUCAGAUGGAGAUUUGUUUAUCAAAGGAUAUGCUUCUAGUCGAAACUCACAUCGGCGUUCUCUUGAUGAUAUUAAUAAUUACAUGGAUUCGAGAUCUACUAAACAACAGUCUAGAGAAUUUUCUUUGUCGAGUCGUGUUUCUCCCACAAUAAUAAAAUCAUCAAGUCAAUGUUUUUUUGAAAACAAUGUAUGCAAUGAGAAAAAUAGUCCUGGACCUGCAAUACUUCGUCUUUCUUCUCUAUCUGAUGAUACAGGUAUUUGUUCUGGUUUGUCGAAAUCAUAUCUACGUUCUUUAUCAUCGGUUAUUAAUGGUAGUUAUCCUUUUCCCAAACAUUCAGAUAAAUGUAUAUCUCCUGAAUCAGGUCCUGCACAGUUAACAGUGAGUUCAUGUACGUAUGUUAAUCAAUUUCAACAACAGGAAUGUGUACUUUCUCCAGAUGAAAAUAUUGAUGUUUUUGCUUCUGAUGAACAAUUGGAACAGAACGAUUUCUCUUUUACUAAUCAUAAUAAUAAUAUAGAUAAUAUGAAUAGCUGUAGUAAUAAUCUCCUAUCUUCAGGUCGUUUAUACUAUUCACAAUUCAAUCAGCCUAUUCAAAAUUGUCAGUUUUAUGGAAAAUGUUCACCAUUGUCUAUUUCACCAAGACAGUUCGAGUUCAAUGAUUGUGAUGAUAGCAAUCAUAAUGACAGCGUCAAUGUUGAAUCACGUGGUAAAUUACCUUCUAAUUUUAAUCUUGAUGGAGUACAAGGUGAUAAUUUUACUUAUAAUAGUCCACGAUGGUCAGUUACUACACGAGGAAGUAAUACAAGCCUUUAUGUAUUAUCAGAUGUGAAGCAGUCUUCCAUUGAACUAUUAAAGCCUGUUUCAAAUAAUUCGUCACAACCUAUGGACAUAAAAAUAUCACGUAGAUUUGAUAUUCCUAACAGUUUAGUACCGAUUGGUAAUGGUAGUGUAUAUCCUAACGAAUUUACGGUACAUAGUCUACCCGAAAAUGACGAAGUGCUUGUUAAUGGGGCCGUAUCUCUCACAUCCGAUUCAGAUGAUUCUCCCAAUGAAUGUAAUGAUUUGAAUUUGUCAACACCUCUUGGAGAAUCAGUAUCUGGUCAAUUGUUAUCGACGAAUAAGGCUGAAAUCUCUAUUUUUGGUCAUAACGGUUCCGAAAAAUUUCAAGAUAUUACUGGUACUAUAUCAAAAGUUUAUGAGGAAAGUCUAGAUGAGGCAUUUGUAACAAAACUGUCUGAAUUACUUAUUCCUGAGGAUUUGCUUGCCUGGCGAAACAAAUACUUCCGAUUUGAAUAUUUUCCAAAUAUGCUUUCUCAGUCAUCCUCGUCAGUUUCUUGUGGCAGCAGAAAUUCGUCUUCCAGUCAAAUGUUUGACUGUUCUAGCAAUAAUAAUAGUAAAGCCCUGAAGCCAGGUGGAUCAUUCGACUCAAAGAGUCAUUCUGUAACGGUUAAUCCUAAAAUUUCUUUGCCUGAAUUUACUCGCAUUACGACUAAUGGUGAUGAUGUUUACAAUCGACCGACAUCAGCCCCAAUCAGUCCAACUUCAGCUGUGCCCUAUUUUCCUUCUACUCUACAUAAAAACUCUACUCCUUUAAAUAAAGAAGCUCAUAAUCCUCCCAUCGAUCAAAACAUAUCAAAUGAUACGAAUGCUUUAGAGGAAAUUCAGAAGAAACCAUUAUCUUCUACAUUAAUGAACACAUUGUCAUGGUUUCCAGAUUGGGAUGGUUUACCCAUGCUAGUAGAUCGAUUAACAAUACAUGCUCACUCACAAUUAUGUCAAGAGCGUUAUAAUCGUAAAACACAAAAGCAAUCUAUGCUUGCAUUAGAAGCCAAAUUAAAAUAUGCACAACUGGAAGUUGAACGGUUGAAUUCAGAGGCGAAAAGAUUGAAACAACUUCUCGAGUUGACUAAAACUCAAACAUACAAACAAGACACAAAUGCACUUGCCUCAUCCGAUGAUCAUUUAUCAUCGCUUUCAUCGUCAUUGUCGUCGUAUGAACAGAAGUUUACACAAAAUAGUCAUAUUAAUAGUCGAUGUAAAUCUAAAGAGUCCAAUUUAUUGAGUAGUGAACUAUUUAUUUCCAUUUCUAAAGAUAAAAAUAUUUCAGAAGAACAUCACAAUCCAUCUAACAUUAAGUCUGAGUUAACUGAUCCAACUGAAUCAGCAUUCUUGAAUGCAUCAUGUAAGACAACUUCAUUUGAAUUAAUAGAUACGGAAGAUGGUCAAUCUGUUUUACUACAGCCUGAUUGUAUUGCUCACCAAUGCACAUCAUGUCGUAUAGAAUUUUCGGCUUUACGACCUAAACACCAUUGUCGAAAUUGUGGUUACAUAUUCUGUGCAAAUUGUUCUGAUCGUCGUGUUGUUACAGCAAGUCAACCAAAUGAACCGGUUCGUGUAUGCCGUCAUUGUUUCUUUCAACUAUCUCGUCCUACAGCGAAAUCGUCUAAACAACAAUUGGAUGAAGAAUACACUCCAUGUGUUGGGCGAACUACAAUAAUGAAGGAAGACAAUAAUGGUGGUGGACUGGUAAAAAAUUUCACAAAUCCAGAUUUUCUUAAUUAUAUGAACAACUCAAUUAUGCUUUCCACUGAUUCUGAUAGUGGUUGUAUGCAUGUUUCAUCUUUCCCUAAUGGUGCUAUGUUGAGAAUGUCGUCAAGCGGUGUCUCCCAUCAUUUUAACGGUUCUUUUAAUUCAGAGACUACUACCAAUAAUGCCACAACAACAACAACUGUUAAUCAUCGUUUAGAUUCAAUCCUUACAAACAAUCCUCCUCUGUCUAGAUGUCAUAGUGCUGGUGGUGCUAGGCCAACCUCCUCUGCUGCGUCAGAUGGCAUUGCUCAAGCUUAAUAAAAGAUGCAAAGUAUUCAACAAUUAUAAAGCACUCCACAUCAUUAGAUAACGUGUGUUGUGUAUCACGCUAUAUAUGCACACUGGCAGACAAACUAUUCAUAUCCACACUUGUUUGCUGUUAAUUUAUUCUCCUUCCAAAUUUGUCUUUCAAUUUUGUUUGUGACACUAGUCUUUGAUUUGACUUUUGGAAAAACAGACUAUUUCUUUCUAUUCAUUUACUCCUUUCUCCAUACACACAGUAUGUAUAUUUGUGUACGUAUUGUUUUCCCCCAUCCAUGGGAAAAUUUUCUGCUUUUCUCUCAUUCCUUUAUAUAUGUAGCAUAAAGAGAAGGUUUUGAAGAGUUGGAUAAAGAUAUCUGAAUUUGUUAUUGCUCAGUUAUUUAUUCAUCAUUAAUCUGUUUCAUCUCUUCAUUCUCUGAAAAGAUUUCUUAAUGUGCUUGUUUCUAAAUCUUGUCAGAUUUGUAUAAUUUAGUUUGUUACUAAUACAGCUGUUGAUGUUGUAAUUGAUAAUACUUCUCUGCCCCUAAAUUACCAAUGAUUACCAACAGAAUUUUUGUGCAUAUAUAUAUAGCGAAAUAUACGCAGAAGCAUAGAUUUAUAUCUGUGUAGUCUCUUAUAUGUUCCACACGACUUCAUUUGCUUUUAUUCUUUUCCGUAUCUUUCUUUUGAAUUCCCCUACUUGUCAUUCAUAUAUUCACACAUAGAUAGAAAUAGUUUUACAUUUUUCGUAUCAUUAUUAUUAAAAUAAAAUAGUUAAUAUAAUCCGACUCAGUUAUUCUGGUGUCUAUUUCAAUCCACCAACUGACUUUAUUCAGAAGAUAAUUGAUUUAGUAAGCUAAUUAAUCAUAAAUUAGAAGUCUCUUUCAUAUUCGUCACUCCUUCUUUAUCAAUGUAUAUGUUUUGUUUUUCCCUCUCUCAAUUACUCAAAUAACGCUUAUUUUGUGACAGUCGAGAUUUUUGUGUUUACUACUAUGAUUAUUAUUGUUAUUUUAAUCAAUAUUGCAAAUAAAUAUAUAAACAAUUGUGAUGGUGUAAUGACGUACAAUCUUUUUAAUUUCUAGUGGGUAAUGUUAAAUGAUCUAUAUUGGCGCCUGCUUGUUCGUUUGUGUGUGUAUGUUUAUAUUCUUCUGUAUUUACCUAUUCUUUAAUCUAUUUCGGUUGUAAAAAAAGCAGCUUUUAAUUUGGUUGUUCGAAUCCAUUUAUACUAUAUUUAAUGCUAUGUAGCCGUUUUUAGAUGUGUUUGUGUUGGUAGUAUUCUAGUGUAGAGACUGUUUCGUUUUAUGUAUAGGGUUCCGUUUUGUAGAAGCUAGACACUAAUCGCUACCACAUUCAUAUUUCUCAUACUUGUCUCUUAAAUAUUUUUAUUAUAAUUCUGAUGUC
Messenger RNA from Schistosoma spindalis, 7367 nucleotides. The record is from the annotation of a GenBank genome assembly. Lineage: Eukaryota; Metazoa; Platyhelminthes; Trematoda; Strigeidida; Schistosomatidae.